CUCAGUAGAAUUUAAAAUUUAGAACUUCAAGCGCAGGCAUUACAAACAGCAGGGUACUUCUUGAUUUUGACAGUUCGGUUUAUUUAUUUUUUGUUCUUGCUUGUGUGUCAGUGUUGGUCAAAAUUUUAUUAUCAGCGGUGUGAAUCGGUUCAUGUCCGAAUAAAACAACAUUUUUAGGAUUUAAACGUUUUUCGGUAUUUUGCGGUCGGUAUGGAUGACAACGAAGAUUUAGAACAUGUAGAGGAGGACUACUAUGCAUUUCUUAACGUGCCACGCAAUGCUUCGCCAGAGGAAAUCAGCAGUGCCUAUAGGAACUUUAGUCGAAUCUACCACCCGGACAAGCAUGUAGACGUUCGUAAUAAAGAGAAAGCUGAGAUGAUGUUCAACCGGACGAAGAAGGCCUACGAGGUGCUAUCGGAUCCACACCAGCGUGCAAUAUACGAUUCACUGGGUAACAAGGGCCUCCAGACAGAAGGAUGGGAGCUAGUUCAUCGGACACGAACACCGGCCGAGAUCCGCGAGGAGUACGAACGCUUAGCUCGAGAGCGAGAAGAGCGACGACUACAACAGAAAACCAAUCCCCGGGGGAACAUCACGGUGCAAAUCAAUGCGACAGACAUCUUUAGCAAGUAUGAGGAUGACUACGAUGACGGAGGGCUAUUUCCGAUUAUUGAAGUCUCCGGAAUGAGUAUGUCUCAAUCGAUAGAGGCUCCGCUGUCCAGGACCGAUACAGCUACGCUCUCCGGUAACUUGCAUUUGCAGAAUGGAGUUGGAAGCGGAAAUUUUCUGCUUUCCGGUAGAAGACUUAUUAACCAAGGAUGGUUCGAAGUAGACUGUGGAGCAGGAAGCGGACCGGUGCUAGGUGUCAAAGCGUCUAGAAAUUUAACUAAUCGGAUAUUUUUGAACGGUGGUACAACCGUUAAUUUUAGACAAAAUGCCGUAAUUCCUGGCAUUGCUGGCACUCUUGCUGUUCAGUUGGAUAAACACACCGUUGGCUAUCUGACUUAUAAUGCUGGCUUACAGAGCUCCAUGUCCACAACAAUUGAACACAGCACAGACAAAUAUCAUUAUAAUCUAAGUGCUACUCUUGGAGUUCCCCACUGUUACCUCACUGCCAGCUACACUAGGAAACUUGUCGAACAGGAACUCAAAUUAAGAGUAGCUUUGAAAGGUGGAACGUUUGGGUUUUUGGCGGAGUACGGUGCGGAAAAAAAAGUUUCCAAAUAUAGCUCCGUUGUGGCUACCGUUAGUAUGGGAGUUCCUACGGGAGUGACCCUCAAAAUCAAAAUUAUUCGCUCAACACAGACGUACCUUUUCCCUAUCCAUCUUAGCGAGGAAGUUAUUCCAGCAGCAGUUUUCUACGCAACAGUCACACCACUGCUGGCUUAUUUCGUGGUGAAAAAGACCAUCAUCGAUCCGAUGAAUGAAGCAGCCAGGCAACGGAACAUCGAGAAAGGAAAGGAAAUCAACAGAACACGGAUGGCAGAAAAACGUCGCGAGGCAGAAUCAGCAAUUGCGCUGAUGGGUGCUUUAUACGAGCGAAUUCGCCGUGAAGAAGAAAAACGCAAAGGUCUCAUCAUAGUGUCCGCGCUGUAUGGGAAAUUCGACCCCGAAGAGAAUGUUGCAGUCGAGCAGCGUGACGAUCUUGGCUUCAUACAGCACAAUCCGAAUGUAAUUGAUGUUAAAAUUCCGCUGCAAUGUUUGGUCAAGGAUUCACGGCUGCAACUGUACGGUUCAACGAAGAGCGAACUGCCCGGCUUUUAUGACCCUUGUUUUGGAGAAGAAAAACUGCUACGAAUCGACUAUGAGUAUCAAACUAAGUCGUACAGUGUAACAAUAGCCGACAGUGAAGAUAUUCAAAUACCAAACAAUGGUAGCAUGUGAUGCUUCCACGCGGUUUACAUUUAAAGCAUUUUUUGUGCAGCGAUUGUAGAUCGAAACUAGAAGGUAGUAGCUUCCGAAAUGUAUUCCAUAUUGCAUUCCGUGCGGGAGAUAUAGCGCUGUAUGUCAUUAACUAGCGCAAUCUAUCCCAGGUUGCAAAUGUGUUUUAGUCAUAACAAAUUGCAGUUGAGCGGUUGAAUAUUAGUUCAAUCACGGACCCGAUUCUGUUAUGGCUGUGCAGCAGAGCGAACUGCCAAAAAAUAAAUCUGUUGAUCAGUUGACCUAUGAGAAAUUGUAU
Wyeomyia smithii (pitcher-plant mosquito) is the source of this 2179-nucleotide messenger RNA. RefSeq names its product dnaJ homolog subfamily C member 11. Bases 211 to 1884 code for a protein of 557 amino acids. Gene Ontology annotation, biological process: cristae formation. The transcript is spliced from 7 exons. NCBI's taxonomy places the organism in Eukaryota, Metazoa, Arthropoda, Insecta, Diptera, Culicidae. The record is from RefSeq and is a predicted model, not a curated record.